This is a messenger RNA of Anisakis simplex (herring worm), 294 nucleotides long. The record is from the annotation of a GenBank genome assembly. NCBI's taxonomy places the organism in Eukaryota, Metazoa, Nematoda, Chromadorea, Rhabditida, Anisakidae.
AGAGUGUGCAGUGACGGAGCAUUUUUAAUCGCAUGGCCUCUGUUCGAAUCACUCAAAGACGAACAACGACCAUCGAAUGAGAUUUUGGCGAUUUGCAUUGAAUGGAUACAAAAAGGAACGUUGAUCGAUUUCAACGCACGAUUGGAUUCAGUUCGAUUGCUGGCCAACUGCGCAACGGUGACGAGACGUAGCGAUCGGAAUGCGUUGAAGAGAAGACUGCUUUCAGUAGUUGCAUAUUUUGAGCAGUAUACAAAGGUUAUUGCGUUGAUUUGGUUUAAGUUGAUAAGUGAGUGA